This is a messenger RNA of Symbiodinium sp. CCMP2592, 6318 nucleotides long. The record is from the annotation of a GenBank genome assembly. NCBI's taxonomy places the organism in Eukaryota, Dinophyceae, Suessiales, Symbiodiniaceae.
AUGGAAUCCCAGACAAGUGCCGCCGCACCUGCCUCGGCAAAGGCUGCAAAUGUUCAAGGUGGGGCUGGUGAGUUCACUUUCCCGCCUUUGCCGCCUCUAGUGGUCAGAGACUUCACAGGUGAGGUGCCAUUACCACAGGAUUUCCCAGGCUUUGGCGAAUCGUCGGACGGCAGCUUCAGUCGAGUUAGCCUAGGUUGCGAGCGUGUCGGGAACGACCUACACCUCACUCAGCUUGAAUUCCCGGAAGACUGGGAAGAGGACCCGUCACAGGUCCCCGAUGCUUGGACGCCUCCUGGUGUGGAGACCUUGGAGCGAGCCGAUAGGGAUGUGGCCGGUCUGAUGCGAGACAUUUUCGGAAGCGACGAUUCUCAUGUAGGGCACAUGGAAUCGGGGACAGCCUCGAAUGCACCCCGACAGCAGUCGGUUUCUUCGGUCCCUGUUCUUGACCAAGCUGCGUCGUUGGCCCAUGCAGAUGCCUCUGCUGAAGGGCUUAGCUUGGAAGCCCCCGGGGCAUUCGCUUCGACCGCGGGUGUCGUAGAUGAUGCUUUGGGUUCCUUUGUAGGAGGGCUUGUUAAGCAGGAUGUUGCUAGAUUCGGCAAACUUGAUGACGGUCUUAGGCUUCCGUGGGAGAGUGAGUUCUCCAAGCUGCUUUUCGACCCAGACUGUGUGUGGGACCCUUUGCAAGGUCGCAAGCAGGGGUCGAUCUUCCCGCCGAUCACACACAAUGCCCAGGCAGCCCGCAAACCUGAAGCCGGGUCCAAGGAUGCUCCGUCGGGUUCGAUUUUCGCCUGGGCCAUUGCGUUGGGUUCUGCAGCUCGCGAUCCCGCCGCGGAGCGAGAGCGUAAGAGGGAGCAAGGUAUCGGCAUGUGGAGUAGACUUGUGCUGAGGUACUCUGAGUGCUGCUCUCUUUUCGAGUGUGUCUGUCAGGGAAUGAGAAACAGAGAAGCGGGCUACGAGGACGUUGUACUGGCUGUUUCAGCUGCUGUGGGAGUGAAAUCACCGCACACCAUACACAAACGAGCUGCAUCCUUUUGGACCUUCGUUCGAUGGCUAGAUGUCCACGAGCCCUUAGCCCCGAGCGGGCUGCAUGAGGUGCAGGUGUGGAAUUUUGUGCAAUUCCUCAAGGAAACUUCUGCGCCGGCCUCCAAGGCUGCUUCUGUCCUGAGUGCUUUCAGGUUUGCUCACUUUGUGCUGGGGUUCCGUUUGUCGGGCAUAGUUGAUUCUAGGAGGAUUGCCGGAGCCACUGAGCAGCAGCUUGUGAACGUGCGCAAACUCCGCCAGGCUAAAGAUCUUACGGUCUCGCAGGUACUCGAGUUGCACGCAAGGUUGGAGUCGGGAGCCUUGCACUGCUUUGACCGCGUACUCCUCGCUUCUCUGCUGAUUAGGCUGUAUGCUAGGGCUCGCCCGAGCGAUUUCCUUUUCGUUGAGUCGGUCGAGGUUGACUGCCCGCCUGGAGCCGACUACCCGUUGUUAGUGUUCGAAGUUUCCCAGCACAAGGGGGCCAGGAAGGUGCAGCUUAAGACCAAGCUGCUGCCGAUCCUAGUUCCCAUGAUCGGGGUCCACGGAAAGUGCUGGAUUGAUGAAGCCUUGAGUGCUUUCCGGAAGGCGGGGAGAAGCUUGACUUCGGUUCGGGGUCCUCUGACCUUGGCGCCUGCCGAUGAAUCAGGGGUCGUCUCUUCGAGGAGGUCCAUCGCUUCCUCCGAAGUGGGCAAGAUGUUGCGAGCUUUCCUAGGUUUGCCUGAGGAGGUCACCGAUCCUUCGGCCCCCAGGGUCACUGCAUACUCGUUGCGAGGCACUUGCUUGGGAUGGGGAGGUAAGUUCGGGUUUGACGAGGACCUGAAAAGCAUCUUGGGGAGACAUGCGUCCUCGGUCAAGACUACGCAAGCCAUCUACAGCAGAGAACUGUCAGCUGCACCGGUCAGACGGCUUCAGGACAUGAUCAGAGAAGUUGCAGCCGGAAACUUCUUCCCUGAUAACAGUCGCUCGAGUUACUUCCCGAGGCGAGCAGUUGGUAACGAGGAGGUCACGAUCCGGGGCUCCGACAAAGGAUCAGAGAAGCUCAAUCCAGUCAAGGUUGAGGUGGUCAGCAGUGACGAGUCCGAGGCAGGGAACUCUGUUUCCUCGGACAAUGAGUGCAGCGAUUCCUCUCAGUCAUCGCAGUCUUCCUCCUCGUCGUCUGCGAGCGAGGCGGUUCAGCCUGCUGUUCGUAGGUGGAAGCGAGCUAAAGUCGAGGAGCCAGACCAGGUGUGGUAUGUGAACACUUCGAGUGGGGUCUUGCAUCUGCUUGCCAGCCCCGAUGAUGUUCCGAUGCUGCUCGCAUGUGGGCGACCCGUAAGUGGGAACUAUCGUGAAGCGACGAGGAUCGAAGUCAGUCGUGGCAAAGAGUGCCGGACCUGCCGGCGCAAUGUUGGCCUCAGUCGCGAAAGCCUCAGGGCGCUCGCGGACCAUGGGAUCGAUACUUUGAGCAAGCUGGCUUAUUCCUGUGGCCAGCCGGGCACGCCGCUGCCUCAAUCUGAGUUCGAUGAUUUCAUUUCCACGGUCAUGCCAGCGGCACUCUUGGGUGAGAAAGGAAGCGUGAAGCGGCUUCUCUUCGAGAGUCAAGCACUCCUGCUUAAUGAUCUCAGGGAACAGGUGACCCAGCCCGAUAAGUGGUCUACGCGAGACGUUCCGACGGUCGAACGUCAGAAGAGGAUGGAGGCCGUGCGAGCCAGCAUACCGGGUGUUGUGCUUGAGGGGUCCCUGGAGCCCUCCCAUGGUCUCUUGAAUGCAGCUUGUCGAAUGGAAAGAGAGGGGCAGCUUCGCUACAUAGCCCCCGAGCAGUGCGGCACUCGCAUGUAUGAGAUCCAGAAUGUUAAGGCCCAGAGUAAAACCCUGUCAUUGGAGGAGGGCAAGUUGGCGAUUUCUGAGGAGAAAGGGUUGCCAGAAGUAGCCUGCGGGUCAGCCUUGUUAUUGCAAGAGGCUUUGAAACGCCGAGGUGUGGCUCUCCAGUUCGCCGGUGUAGCCAGUUACGUGGCACAUGAAAGGUAUGUCCUCAAACUCUUUGGGCAUAUGGGGCGAGAGCCCCCGCCAGGCUAUGCAAGGACUAGUGUACACCAACUCCUUACGGCAGAUAGGCAGGUCUGGACGCGAAUGAUCGAAAACGAAAUCAGUCCGAAAAGGAGUGCAGAUGGGACAUACCCUGUUGAUCGGGCUCUGCUCUCCACACUUGAGACCUUUGACGUAACUGUAGCCCUCCUUCCGCGAAAGUCCGAGGAAAGCAAGAAGAGGGUCGCCACGCCGCACAAGCCCGGGGUUGAGCGAGACACUAAAAUUACGAAGCCCCCCAAGGGCAAAGGUAAAGGCAAGAAGGGCACAUGGCAGCCCAGUGUGCCGGAAGCCAUCCGUAAACUGGGUGGAGUUGCAGAGACUCCCGACAAGAAGCGCAUUUGCUUCUCCAGGCCGCUGUUACACCAGUCGCAUCGACCUCCGCUGGAGGUCAUGAUUCACCGUAAGCUUGCCGAUGUUUUGCAAUUGAUCACUAUGCUUGAGAGCGAGACCCCGGCGAGGGGACAAGAAGCGCCAAACACUUUCUCCUGGACUUCGGGAGCAUAUGCCAAAGGUGGAGAGGUCUGGCAAAAAGGGCCCGGCAACGACGUCGUGCAGGUCCAUCUCAACAUGCCUACAGGCCGAUCUGGCCACGCCCAAAGGACAGGACUUGUGCAUGGAGUGGAUAUGAUAUCGUCACCUAGGUUAGCCGGCCUUUUUGUGACUCCGCCUGCUCACUUGGGCAGUGCUUUGGACCAAUUCUUGGCAGCAGCCUUGUUACAUGUCCUCGGCCGAGGGGCGGUCUGUGUUUUGGCCCAGUCGGGCGAUGGGCCGUUCUGGACGUCCGACUGCUGGAGCAAGGUCUCUUCGCAUUUUACUUUUGUGUCGUGCCACGACUGCGCAUACGAAGGAAACCACCUGAGCACUACCAUCUUUGCUGUCACCGAUCGCUCAUUUUCGAAGCUUGCUCGAUUUUGCUCGGGCAACUCGUGCCGCCAGGACCGUCUGCCUGAGUCCAAAUUGCAUGGCGCCCAUCCGGUGCGUCUUGCCAUGCAGAUAGCUUGCUGUUUUGCUCAACACUUCGUGCAAAAGGGCUGGCAAUCGCCCCCGCAAACUUUUGAUGCUUUUGAUCCUCGCUUGGAAGUUCCUAUGUCUCGUGCUUUGGCUGGUGCCCAACCUCGGGCCAGCAAGAUACCGCCACUAGUUAGUGAGCAUCAGCGGGUCCUAGUCUUGCAGCACCCUCCGGGGCUCGUGCUGCCGUGUCAGCCGAUGCAACGACUCCGAAACCCGUGGCCCGUGCCGCCACAGUGUGGUGCCACCCUGGCACACAUCCCGGCAAAAGCUCAGCUGCUCCGGCACGUGCCAAUAGUGCAAGCUGGGGGUAAAGAACUGGUGAAAGUUGAUUCUUGGGAGAUGGCUUGGGGGUUACCCUGGGAGCCUGAGGAGUUCAUGCAGAAGGCGUCCGAAUCAUGUCACCCAAGGUCGAUGGGCUCGGUGCUCCCGGCCCCCUUGAAUGAUACUCUUGAAUCCUUGGAUAAGUUGGGAGACGCCGAAGUUUCCGCUUUGAGGGCUAGGGUAAUCAAGGAGUGGUUGCACUUGGCGACUUCGUUGUCCUCCAAUGAGGCGGAGCUGAAGGCCAGCAUGCACCCCGAUGUCCGUGAGAUUACAGCAUCCAAACGCAUCCUCUUGUGGGAAGCUUUGCUUAAGAAAUACGAUUACCCAGACCAGUGUGUGUCGAGCCUUCUCAAGGAAGGCGUCCCGUUGGUGGGGCAUGACCCCGCCUUAGCAGCAGAAGUUUGCUCCAAGACCGAUAAGGAGCGCGAAGCAGGUUGGAUCGUUGGUCCCUUGUGCGAGUCCAGCUUGUGUGAUGGGAUCUUGGUUAGCCGUCGGUUCGGAAUCCAGCAAGGCCAGAAGGUAAGGUGCAUCGACAAUUUGACUUCUUCGGGGGUGAACCUUGCGGUGCAGGCCUAUGAGGCUCCGCAGCCUCAGUCUACAGACGUGGUUGCAUCCACCUGUCUUCGACUGCUGAAAUCCAUCAAAAAGAGAGCAGGCAAGGUCUUGUUCAAAAUCUUGGGCAAGGCGUUUGAUCUCACUGCAGCUUACCGGCAGAUGCCAGUCCACCCAGACACAGCCUGGGCAGCGUACGUUUGCUUCGUGCAUCCAGACACGAACGAGCGAGUGUACUUUCGGAUGAAGGCCAUGCCAUUUGGAUCGGCAAUGGCAGUCUACGCUUUCCUUAGGAUUAGUCAUUCCUUGUGGUUUCUCGGUGCAAAGGCAUUGCUUUUGCCUUGGUCGUCGUUUUUCGAUGACUUUGUCACUUUUGCGACGACGGGGUGCUCUGCGUCGGCAGAGGCGGCAGUAACGUCAAUGUUCAAACUCCUAGGUUGGGCGUUCGCCGAGUCCGGCGAAAAGGCAAAUGACUUUUCCGAGUGCUUCCAGGCGCUUGGAAUCAUGGUGGACCUUCGUGCAUGCCUUGAUGGCACCAUAAGCUUCAAGAACACUGCAAAGCGGGUCUCCGAGAUCAGGGCGUUCGUGGGCAAGGUGCUUGAGUCAGGUAGGUUGCCACAUCACGAGGCUCUAAGGCUCAGGGGUAGGUGCCAGUUCGCCGAUUCGCAAAUCUUCGGUCGUACUGGGAAGAAGUGCUUGGGCCUGAUCACUGCUCAUGCUUACGGCUUUGACGAUGUAAUCAGUCGCGAACUCAGGGCAUCGCUCGAGAAGUUCCUGCUCAGGCUCGAGGUCGGGGCCCCGCGCUUGAUCAAGAUCCUUGAGGGCGGAUCAUGGCAUGUGUACACAGAUGCUUCGUAUGAGCCAGGGGCAGGGCAUAGUUUCUGCGGCCUAGGAGGGGUGCUGGUUGAUCCUACUGGUGUUCCACGAAAAUUCUUUUCACUUGUUUUGAGCGAUGCACAGAAAAACUUUCUUGGCGAGCAGAAUUCUGCACAGAUCAUCUUCCAGGCUGAAAUGCUAGCAAUGGCAGUGGCACUGGACGUAUGGUUGCAGGACUUGAUGGGGCACACGGCAAUCUUCUUUGUGGACAAUAACGGUGUGCGUGACGCAGCUAUCUCUGCGAAUGCCAGAGCUUCAGUCGCGAGACGGUUGUUGGAGGCGUUUCUGCAGAAGGAACAUAACUCCUCAAUCAUUCCGUGGUUCGCAAGGGUACCAUCCCCAUCGAACCCUGCAGACGAACCUUCAAGGGUUGAGCUUGACAGCUUGAGCUUGCUGGGGGUUCAACUCCUUCGUUCGAAUGUGACUCAAAGAGUCGACUCUUGCUUGAAGGAUGUUCAGGGACUUAGGUAA